Messenger RNA from Falco peregrinus (peregrine falcon), 1214 nucleotides. It is a transcript of the gene TYW5, whose product is annotated as tRNA-yW synthesizing protein 5. Bases 1 to 1065 code for a protein of 354 amino acids. The record is from RefSeq and is a predicted model, not a curated record. Gene Ontology annotation, biological process: wybutosine biosynthetic process. NCBI's taxonomy places the organism in Eukaryota, Metazoa, Chordata, Aves, Falconiformes, Falconidae. The transcript is spliced from 7 exons. Gene Ontology annotation, molecular function: tRNA binding; 2-oxoglutarate-dependent dioxygenase activity.
AUGGCGGCCACUGGCGCCCGCCCCGUCCCGCCGCGGCUACGGUCCCGCGGGAAACGGGGCCUACGCCGCUCGUUCCCUCACGGCGGGGCGGGCGCGGGAGCUCGGCGGCCUGCGGCGGCGGGCGCGCCGGCCCAGAGGAGCGCGGGGGCAGCGUCCUGGCGGUGGGGGGAGCCGCCAGCCCGGGGCCGCGCUCGGCAGGGGGAGCGGGAACGCUGCUGCACCAGCUGCGCUUUCCGGCGGGCGGGGGCGCCGUGGCGGCCAUGGAGGCGCGGGGGGCGGCCGUGGCGGUGCCGGUGGCGCGGCUGGCCGAGGCGGCGCGGGAGCAGUUCCUGCGGGACCUCUAUCCCCGGAACUCUGCCUUUUGAUGUAUUUGUACGAAGAGCAGCUGAAGUCAAACACAAGGAGUACUUCCUUUCUGAGGAUGAGAAGUACUACUUGCGAUCAGUGGGUGAAGAUGCUAGGAAGGAUAUUGCAGAUAUCAGAAAGCAGUUUCCUGUUUUGGCAGAAGAUAUUCACAUUCCAGAGUAUUUUGAGAAGGAACAAUUUUUCUCUAGCAUCUUCCGCAUCAGCUCAGCUGGAUUACAGUUAUGGACACAUUACGAUGUAAUGGAUAACUUCUUAAUCCAAGUAACAGGGAAAAAACGAGUUGUUUUGUAUAGUCCUCGAGAUGCACCCUAUUUAUAUUUAUCAGGUACUAAGUCAGAGGUGCUGGAUGUGGAUAACCCAGACUUACAGAAAUACCCACUUUUUGUGAAGGCCAGGCGCUAUGAAUGUGUUCUGGAAGCAGGAGACGUGUUGUUUAUUCCAGCUCUGUGGUUCCACAGUGUAAUUUCUGAAGAAUUUGGAGUGGCAGUGAAUGUCUUUUGGAAGCACCUUCCUGCUGAGUCCUAUGAUAAGAGUGACGCUUACGGAAAUAAAGAUCCCAUGGCAGCCUCUAGAGCUUUACAGAUCUUGGACAGGGCCUUGAAAACGCUUGAAGAGCUACCUGAAGAAUAUAGGGAUUUUUAUGCUCGGAGAAUGGUGUUACGCAUCCAAGAAAAAGCCUACAGGAGUGACUGCGGAUAAAGUAACACAUUGUAAUUCGGCAGGCUCCUGUGAAAGUAGAAAGUUGUAUGUGAAUAUGGAAACUGUCCAUAUGUACAUACAUAUGCUUUCUGUAAGACUUGUAAACUUUGUUACAGAUCAAUGUUUAUCAAUAUAGCUUUUAUCUUGUA